Camellia sinensis is the source of this 3733-nucleotide messenger RNA. Its product is annotated as kinesin-like protein NACK1. The record is from RefSeq and is a predicted model, not a curated record. Lineage: Eukaryota; Viridiplantae; Streptophyta; Magnoliopsida; Ericales; Theaceae. Gene Ontology annotation, molecular function: microtubule motor activity; microtubule binding; ATP binding. Gene Ontology annotation, biological process: microtubule-based movement.
CCCAUUCGGGUCUGAAACAAUUCCGAAGGGAAAACCGUUAAAGAGAUCCGGCGAUUUAUUGACGAAACGUACAAUAUAACCAAUGCGUAUUCGGGAAAACGACGAUACAAAAACAAUAAUUAUCCGAGAAAAUGAACUAGCCGUUGUGGGACUCAAAAAUUCAAAGAUCGAAUCGAUCGAUCACACUCACUCGCUCAAAGAGACACAAAAGCCUUAUAGCUCUCUCUCUUCUCUCUCUUCCAUUUCCUUUUUGUUUCACUCUCAUCAUCAAAACCCUAGACCCCAAAGUCUCUCUCUACACGCUUCUCUUUCUCUCUCUUCAACUCUUCUGAACUGUGAUCUCUGUUAGCAAGACUCCUUUUCGAUUCGUCUGGUUUGAUUGGGUUCGAUCCAAGUGUGCAUCGAUCGGCUCUGGAUGCUCUGAUUGAAGUUUCUGUGAGUAUUACAGAUCAGGCAGCCAUUGAUACUUCAAUUAUCGUUAUUCCUCCAGCAGUUUCGGUACUUUAGGCUCUCCUAAGAGAGGCUUUGGCCGUGCUGUUACAGUCUUCCAGUUUCAACUGUCAGGAGAACUUCAAAUCUAUAAACUUAAUAUGACAGUUAAAAAUCCCAGUACACCGGCUUCAAAAAUAGAGAGGACACCAGUAUCCACUCCAGGUGGCUCCAAAGUUAGUGAAGAAAAGAUUGUUGUAACAGUACGGUUAAGGCCUUUGAACAAACGAGAACAGUUGGCAAAAGACCAAGUAGCAUGGGAGUGCAUUGAUGAUCAUUCGAUUGUGCAUAAACCACCAUCCCUUGAGCGUGCUACUCAACCAGCCUCGUUUACAUUUGAUAGAGUCUUUGGUCCAUCUUCUUUAACUGAAACAGUAUACGAGGAGGGAGUAAAGAAUGUUGCUUUGUCUGCUUUAAUGGGCAUCAAUGCGACCAUAUUUGCAUAUGGGCAAACAAGCAGUGGGAAGACUUACACAAUGAGAGGAAUUACAGAGAAAGCUGUAAAUGAUAUCUAUAACCACAUAAUGAAUACACCGGAGAGAGAUUUUAGAAUAAAAAUUUCUGGGCUAGAAAUCUAUAAUGAGAAUGUCAGGGAUCUAUUGAAUUCAGAAUCUGGUCGCAAUCUCAAGCUUUUAGAUGAUCCAGAGAAAGGAACUGUGGUUGAAAAGUUGGUAGAAGAAACAGCAAAUGGCAAUCAGCAUUUAAGACAUUUGAUCAGUAUUUGUGAAGCCCAAAGGCAAGUCGGUGAAACUGCCCUAAAUGAUACUAGCUCACGGUCACACCAAAUAAUAAGACUGACAAUAGAAAGUACUCUUCGUGAAAAUUCAGAUUGCGUGAGAUCUUAUGUGGCAAGCCUGAACUUGGUUGAUCUAGCUGGCAGUGAAAGAGCCUCACAGACGAAUGCUGAUGGUGCUAGGCUUAGGGAAGGCUGCCAUAUUAACCUUAGUUUGAUGACUCUCACUACAGUCAUUAGGAAGCUCAGUGUUGGGAAAAGAAGUGGUCAUAUACCCUACCGAGAUUCAAAGCUCACACGUAUAUUGCAGCACUCCCUUGGUGGGAAUGCUCGCACUGCCAUCAUAUGUACCUUGAGCCCUGCAUUUAGCCAUAUUGAACAAUCACGGAACACUCUCUACUUUGCUACCCGAGCAAAGGAAGUGACGAAUAAUGCCCAAGUAAACAUGGUUGUCUCAGAAAAGCAGUUGGUAAAACAUUUGCAGAAGGAAGUAGCCAGACUGGCUGCGGAGUUACGCACUCCAGAUCCAUCAAAUGAAAAAGAUCAGAAAAUUCAACAGAUGGAGAUGGAAAUUGAAGAGCUAAGGCGCCAGAGAGAUAUUGCACAAUCCCAAGUAGAUGAAUUACGUCGCAAACUUGAAGAUGAACAACCGCAGGAUUUAAAUCCAGUUCAAUCACCCAGUCCAGUAGUGAAGAAGUGUCUCUCUUUUUCCGGGGCAUUAUCACCAAAACUUGAGAGCAAGGAGCUAGACGGUGGCAAUAAACCAAGAAAUACAAUGGGUAGGCAGAGCAUGAGGCAGUCAUCACUUGCUCCUUUCACACUCAUGCAUGAAAUUCGGAAACUUGAACAUCUUCAGGAGCAGCUUGGUGAAGAAGCAAAUCGAGCUUUGGAAGUACUCCAGAAGGAGGUGGCUUGUCAUAGACAAGGUAACCAAGAUGCUGCAGAGACUAUUGCUAAGCUCCAAGCAGAAAUAAGGGAAAUGUGUGCUAUCCGACCGGCCCCAAAAGAAAUUGAAGUGGGAAAUGUGGUUUCUGUAAACAAGAGUGUUAGUGCCAAUCUUAAGGAAGAAAUAACUAGGCUUCACUCACAAGGAAGCACCAUUGCAGAUCUUGAAGAGCAGCUUGAAAAUGUUCAGAAGUCCAUAGACAAAUUGGUAAUGUCUCUUCCCAACAAUAAUGAUCAACAACAGGCUAUCAAUGAGGCAGCUCUGAAAGCCAAGAAUCAAUCAAAAAAGAAGAAAUUACUUCCUUUAACUUCAAGCAAUAGUGCCAACCGGCAUAACUUUAUACGAUCUCCAUGCUCACCUCUAUCAUCUUCUCGUCAAGUGUUAGAGUCUGAGAUUGAAAAUAGAGCUCCUGAAAAUGAUAAUCCUGUGACUUGUGAAACUCCACCCAUAUCCGAGAAAGAUACUCCUACAAAGAGUGAAGAAUGUGGAGAUGCAUCAUCUAAGGAAGGUACUCCAUAUCGGCGUUCUAGUUCAGUCAAUAUGAGGAAAAUGCAGAAGAUGUUCCAGAAUGCAGCAGAAGAAAACGUAAGAAGCAUUCGCGCAUAUGUGACGGAACUUAAAGAACGUGUAGCAAAGUUGCAAUAUCAAAAGCAGCUACUUGUUUGCCAGGUGCUUGAGCUGGAAGCAAAUGAAGCAGCUGGGUACAACUACAACAUAGAGAAUGAUGACAGCAUAGCUGAGAUACAAGAGGCGUCACCAGCUUCAUGGCAUGUGACUUUUAGGGAGCAGAGACAACAGAUCAUUGAAUUAUGGGACAUGUGUCAUGUUUCAAUCAUUCACAGGACAGAGUUCUAUUUAUUAUUCAAAGGGGACCCGGCUGAUCAGAUAUACAUGGAAGUCGAACUCAGGCGUUUGACUUGGUUGCAGCAACACUUGGCAGAACUUGGGAAUGCAAGCCCAGCUCAUGUUGGAGAUGAGCCUACAAUCUCUUUAUCAUCAAGUAUUAGAGCAUUGAAGCGUGAAAGGGAGUUCCUUGCAAGGAGGUUAAUGACACGUUUGACAUUUGAGGAGAGAGAAGCAUUAUACAUAAAAUGGGAAAUCCCACUAGAUGGGAAGCAGAGAAAGAUGCAAUUUUUAAACAAGCUUUGGACAGAUCCCCAUGAUCCCAAGAAUAUUCAGGAGAGUGCGGAGAUAGUAGCAAAACUUGUUGGAUUCUGUGAAGGUGGAAAUAUGUCAAAGGAGAUGUUUGAGCUUAAUUUUGUGCUUCCAUCUGAUAAGAGGCCGUGGCUUAUGGGCUGGAACCAAAUUUCAAACCUUCUUCAUUUGUGAGAAGCUGCAAUUAGCUUGUACGUACUACAUCACGUUCUUAUUUAGUUUGGUGUGGCUGGUCGACCCCAAGAUGAGAUUUGGGGUAUUUAUUAUUGUAAUUCUCAUUUUGCAUGAUGAGAAUUGGAGUAUUUGCAUUCUCAUUUUUUGCAAUAAAAGAAUCCGAUUCAUUUUUUCUUGUCCAAACUGUUUCUGCCUAGUGGUGUGUGUAAUGUGCAACCAAGACAUGCCUUUAAGCA